CAGGGAUAGAACCAGUCUAUUUUGCAUCUCAAUUGGGUUUGGGUUAUAGUUUCAACUAUUUAAACAUGUUUAGUACUGUAAUGGACGCUUUGCAGGGUUUUGGGAUCACUAGCACCCACUAUCUACAAACAAACUAUGAAGAUGCACAGGGCUUGUUUCUCUGGGUGUCAUGGGCAGCCGAUUUAAGAAACACAUUUUUUAUUUUCUUUCCUCUUUGGAUUCACCUGCGUGCCUCUGUGGGCAUCAAACUCAUCUGGGUAGCAGUGAUAGGAGACUGGUUGAAUUUAGUGUUCAAAUGGAUUCUGUUUGGGGAAAGGCCGUACUGGUGGGUGCAUGAGGCGUCCUACUAUGGCAACGGUGUCCGGCCACAUAUUGAGCAAUAUCCAAUGACGUGUGAGACUGGUCCAGGUAGUCCAUCAGGCCACGCUAUGGGAGCAGCUGGGGUCUACUACACUUUGGUCACCUCCAUCUUAGCGAUCAUGACAAGCAAGAAGAAAAUUGGAAGCAAGAAAACCAACAAAAAAGACUGGUAUCUUAAGGUCAUUUUGUGGAGCAUCUUUUGUGGGGUCCAAGUAUGCGUGUGUCUGUCGAGGGUCUUCAUCGCUGCACAUUUUCCUCAUCAGGUCAUCGCUGGCGUCAUCACAGGCAUGAUUGUCGCAGAGGCCUUUAACCGCACACAGUGGAUCUACAGCGCCAGCAUGAAACAGUACUUCUUCACCACGCUCUUCCUCACCUCCUUCGCUGUGGGCUUCUAUCUCCUGCUCAAAUCUUUGGGCGUGGACCUCCUCUGGACCUUGGAAAAAGCCCAAAAAUGGUGCGUCCAUCCUGAGUGGGUUCACCUGGACACCACCCCCUUCGCCAGCCUGCUCAGAAACAUGGGCACGCUGUUUGGACUGGGCCUCGGUCUUCACUCUCCUCUGUACACUGAAAGUAAAAAGAGCAACACUACGGGGCAGAAGUUGGCGUGCGUCGUGAGUUCUCUGGUUUUGCUUCAUCUUUUUGACUCGUUCAAACCUCCCACCCACACCGCGCCGCUCUUCUAUCUCCUCUCGUUCUGUAAAAGUGCCACUGUGCCCCUGGUGACGGUCAGUAUUGUCCCGUAUGUGGUGAAUGGGGCGCUCAAUCUGCAGGGGAAGAAGAAACUUUGAUAUGGGACACUCAAUAGACUUUAUUCAUCAUCUGGAAUUUGGACUGAAAUAAGUGAAGAAAACUAUUGAACGAUUACCGUGUUGUAUUCAUGGGUUUCUGUGAUAUCAGUAGAUGAUUUGAAGGACUUUUUAAGGACUACAUCCAAAACAUAAAAUACCUGAAAUUGGAAACCUGUGAAUGAAAUCUGUGAGCACUAUAUUGUAAUUAUGAAAUUGUCCAACCAUCACCUCAGAAGCUAACAGUUGAACUCUGUGUUUCAUGCCAUAUUUUUAU
Boleophthalmus pectinirostris (great blue-spotted mudskipper) is the source of this 1422-nucleotide messenger RNA. It is a transcript of the gene g6pc1a.2, whose product is annotated as glucose-6-phosphatase catalytic subunit 1a, tandem duplicate 2. Gene Ontology annotation, biological process: gluconeogenesis; glucose 6-phosphate metabolic process. Gene Ontology annotation, molecular function: glucose-6-phosphatase activity. Lineage: Eukaryota; Metazoa; Chordata; Actinopteri; Gobiiformes; Gobiidae. Bases 66 to 1148 code for a protein of 360 amino acids. The record is from RefSeq and is a predicted model, not a curated record. Gene Ontology annotation, cellular component: membrane. The transcript is spliced from 5 exons.